AUGGAGCCGACGGGGAAAGAGAAGAACUCCUAUCGAUCCAGAUUUAAAGACAACUUCGUGCCCACUCUCAACGAAGUGCAUCCCGAAAAAGGCGUCAUCGAGCCCGACGACAACUACGAGAACAUGCGGAACACCUUCGUGCCCUGGCUCCCUCCCCAGAGAAUCAGCUUCCACACGCUGCAGAACUGCGCGCCUUCGCUUCGCGGCUAUCGCCCCGUCAUUCUUCUCAAGCGCGUCCACCUCCCCGAUGAGUCGGCUUCCCUCAACCAUCUUCUUCGCUCCAUGUGCAAUCGGCUCUGCUACAAAGUCCAGCGCAUGCACCCUUGCUCUCUCCUCGGACUCGACGUCCAGCUCCGUCUCCCGGGAGAAGAUGUCGUGGAGAUUUGUCUCACCGCGCUGAUCGCCUACGACCCCGCGGAAAACAAGGCUCUCUCCAAAAUGGAGCAGCACCGCGAGUUUUCCUCCGAUUUCACGGGCUUCAUCGAAAUCGUGCAGCGAAGAACCGCGGACUACGCUCUGCGAAACGAGGCCAGCUCGGCAUUGCCCGCCCAGACGGGAAAUACCCCGCUGCCGCUCCUCGAAGUGGAGAAAACGCGGUCGUUCGCGUCGUCGCAGGAGGAUUUGUGUCUCCCGCCGAUUGAGACGGGAAAACCGCGGCCAUUCGCGCCGUCGUACGUGUUCAUCACGCCGCUGACGCGCGUGAACGGGUAUAGAGCGGUGAAAUACUGCGGGUUGGUGGUGCUGCACUUCAUUCGGGAGUGCGCGCAGACGUGGGAGACGGCGUCGAUGAACGACUACAAUCACAAGUUUAUUCUGGAAGUGAUGGCGGUGGUGAAGGCGCAUGUGCGAUGCAUUGGAGGCAAUGCGUUGCUGUCGUUCCGGAUUCUGCCGCAGGAGACGGCGGAGGAGGAUGUGGAGAAGGCGUAUAGCAUGAUUACGAUUUCGGGGGAUGCGGCAUUGUUGGAAGAGGAGUAG
This is a messenger RNA of Blastocystis hominis, 975 nucleotides long. RefSeq lists its product as hypothetical. Bases 1 to 975 code for a protein of 324 amino acids. Lineage: Eukaryota; Bigyra; Opalinata; Blastocystidae. Gene Ontology annotation, molecular function: calcium ion binding; calcium-dependent phospholipid binding. Gene Ontology annotation, biological process: positive regulation of vesicle fusion; positive regulation of D-glucose transmembrane transport; intracellular protein transmembrane transport. The transcript is spliced from 2 exons. Gene Ontology annotation, cellular component: plasma membrane. The record is from RefSeq and is a predicted model, not a curated record.